AUGGGUAAUAACCAAAGUGUUUUGGAAAAUCCUGAACAAUCUAUACUUCUUACAGACAAUCAACUAAACCAAAUACUUGACACCCUUAAACGACCUACAGUAAAUUCAUUAUUAGCAUUACUAAAAUCUCCUCAACUAUCAUUAUUUCAAAGAAUAGAUCAACAACAACGAGAUACAUUAGAAAUUACAGUAAAUACUUCCUUAGAUCUUUUUGCAUCAAGAAGAACAUUUAAAGAAAUUAAUUUUGAAUUAUUUAAUAUACUUGUGGUUGCUGUAGCUUUUGUUAAAGGGUUAACAGUUUGUCAAAUGAUUGAAACGUACUAUAAUAUAUUAUUUAAUGCAGAAUGUCAAAAACAACGUUAUGAAAAAGGAGAAGAGGCUAUUGAGAAAAUCGUUCAAUUAUUUAUUUCUUUAAAGAGCAUAAUUCAAAGUAAUAUCAUUAUAACUUUAGAGGAAUCAUUUAAAACAAUAAUAAAGCCAUCAUUACCACAACAACCUCUUAUUGUAUCAACAAAAUGUUUAAGUAGUAUUACUGAUGAUUUUAUUAAAAAUAUUAAUGAUAUUUUAAAAGAAUCGCUUAAAUUAUCAUUAACUGAUAAAUGGAAUAUUAAUUCUGUAGUUAAAGCAAUUCAUUCAUUAAGCGAAUUUGAGAAUUCAGAACAUUUUGAAAUAGUUAAAACAUCACAAUUAUUUAAAGAAUACGGAGAUACAAAAUCAAAAUUAAUUUCAAAAUAUAUGAAAGUUGAAGAAGAACACCUUGAGUUUAUUAUUACAUCGAUAUCACAACAUUUAAGUGAACUUAAUUAUCUUCAACAAAUAGAUGAAUUUUUCUUCUCUGUUUCAAGUAUUUUAAAUAAUGGACUUCUUUCAAACAAUUCAAUGAUUAUCCAAACUUUUAUUCAUAGUUGUGAAAUUUAUAUAUCUUCAUUUUAUAUUGUUUGUUAUUUUGUUAAUUCUUUAUUACCAUUUUUAUAUUCAUUUCUUUUUAGACUCUCAAAAAAAUUAAUUUAG
This is a messenger RNA of Entamoeba nuttalli P19, 1011 nucleotides long. RefSeq lists its product as hypothetical. Bases 1 to 1011 code for a protein of 336 amino acids. The transcript has a single exon. The record is from RefSeq and is a predicted model, not a curated record. Lineage: Eukaryota; Evosea; Mastigamoebida; Endamoebidae.